CAGCGCCGAGGAUCAGUGGGUUUUACUCGAGAGCGAAUGUAUGCGAGUGCGAUAGAGAGAAUGAGAAAGCUAUAUUCUGAAUGAGUUUGCGUGGAAGUAUUUAACAGAAAGUUUAUUAAAAUUAACUUAUUUUUAUGAUCUAAAUCUUUAUUCCUAACGAAUUCCAUAAUGGUUGCAACCAGUACCCUGAAGAACAAAAGCACUGAAUGCGUUUCGGACCAGAUAGACCGCCGAUACGACCAGGCUUUCCUUGAUGAGCUGGCGUACUGGGACCACGCCCUGGCCGAGCCCACCCUGCCCGGCGGGGCCCUGGAGGAGCGGGCCUGCCUGCAGCUGGCCUCCCUGCUGGAGAGCUGCCUCUCGCGGGCCAAGCGGACGCGGCUGCAGUGCUCCGAGGUGCUGGUGCCGGAGACCCUGACGCGGCGCAUCGCGCGGGACGUUCUGCGCCUGGCCUGGGGCGAGCCGUGCGGCCUGCGGGGCUGCGUCCUGCACCUGCUGCUGGAGACGGACGGGGGCUGCAAGCGCCUGGAGCGCGUGACCUACGACCCCAGCGUGGUGCCCACCUUCGAGCUGACGCUGGUGUUCAAGCAGGACAGCUGCGCCUGGCCCAGCCUGAGGCACCUGUUCCGGCUGGGGGCCUGCUUCAGCCCCCGCUUCCGGCACGCGCUGAAGCUCAGCCCCGGCUUCCGCCUCGUCAAGAGGAAGCUGUACUCGUCCUCCGCCGGCACGGUGCUGGAGUACUGAAGCCCCGCCGUCGCCCGGCCCGGCCCCACGCCACCCGCUAUUCCCGGUUCCGCUGUUAAUCGCUCAUCAGGAAACGCUGAAUUUCGUGCCCCCCCCCCCCCUCAACUCCUCCUCCGGUGCUGCUAAUGUCUGACUUUGUUGGUGGACGUUCUCCUGCUCUGAACUAUGUGUGCUUAUGACGUACCCAAGAUCCUCUGCUUCUGGUUUAGGCAUUUGGUCUGAAAAUUCAGUGUUUCCUGAUGAAUUUGGCUAGACAUGGUAACUGAUACUUAUCUGAAUGUAAGCAUCACUGGUCAGCCAAGGGGCAUGGUUGGGGUUUUCUUAAUGCCCACCCAAGGUUCAGAGUUUUGUACCCCUCUGCAGGAUGUGGCCUGCCUCAUGGGACAGUCUAAAAUGGAGGGCUGGGUAGGGUUUUAGGCUGUUGGAGGAGCGGUACUUGAUGGGAUGGUGGCGGAAAUCUGGUUAUUGCAUCAGAGGCUUUAGUCUCUGGGCAGAUUAGGGAGGCAGGGCUGGUUGUGUCACAGGCACAUUGAUUGGUCUCUUGCUGGGAGUCUUGAGAGCCACAAAUAUUCGCUGAAAUUGAAGCAGUUUCCUGAGUGGAUCCAAAUGUUUGUGCACUAUUUUAUACUGGAAGGGUACUUUCAUACUGCAGUCUGCACUCACUAAUUCAACAGGUGCAUUGUAGCUGCUCUUUUUAUAACUGUCACACUAAAUCCUUGUACGUAGUUUGGAUUUACUUAUGAUUUUGUGUUUUUCUUGUGAAACCAGACUCGUUUUGGAAACCAGUCUGCUGACACCUGUAGUAGGGGAUCUGUGGCUUUCAGUGUGCAAUACAGUGUAGAAAAUAGUGUGUGAAUGACCCGUCAAAUGUCAAGACUCCGCUUGCUUCCUGGUGGUGGGGGCUCUGAGGUACAGAAAAGACCCAGAUUCCCCCUGAAGACUGAGCCUUCAGCCUGUCUUGCUCUGGGGAGGAAAAAAAGAAAAUAUUGAAUGCUGACUACCUUAUUGGUCAGCUUGCAUUGCACUAUGGGAAUUGUAUGUGGAUUGGUUUGCUUGUUGUAGUGGUCGUCUCUGUACGCUGACUGUGCUACUGUUGCAAUGUCUCUCCAGGGUGUUUAGUUACGCUGCUGUUUUUGGCAUUUUUCUUUUCUUUUUUUUUUUUUUACGGAAUUCCUGUUAAAGGAAGUGGAAAUUCUUGUCUUUUUGACAAUAAAUAUUUUUUAAACCUC
This is a messenger RNA of Conger conger (European conger), 1973 nucleotides long. RefSeq names its product DNA damage-inducible transcript 4-like protein. Gene Ontology annotation, biological process: negative regulation of signal transduction. Gene Ontology annotation, cellular component: cytoplasm. The transcript is spliced from 3 exons. The record is from RefSeq and is a predicted model, not a curated record. Lineage: Eukaryota; Metazoa; Chordata; Actinopteri; Anguilliformes; Congridae. Bases 169 to 744 code for a protein of 191 amino acids.